This is a messenger RNA of Aspergillus vadensis CBS 113365, 374 nucleotides long. RefSeq lists its product as uncharacterized. Lineage: Eukaryota; Fungi; Ascomycota; Eurotiomycetes; Eurotiales; Aspergillaceae. The transcript is spliced from 2 exons. The record is from RefSeq and is a predicted model, not a curated record. The coding region runs from base 69 to 266 and encodes 65 amino acids.
ACAUACAACUACUACAACUUGAGAACUACUACUGCUGCUUCAACGGAAUACUAAGUUGAGUCGUCAAUAUGGGUGCUGUGGUUUCUUGUAUCACUAGUAUCUUCCACGCCAUCGGCGCUUGCCUGAUGGGCAUUGUCAACACAAUCGGUGCUGUCUGCAAAGCCAUCAUCGACGGUGUCGUUACCCUCUUCGACGUGAUCAUCUCAUGCCUGACCUGCGGAUCUUGUGGUGGAAGGAGGAGAAGAACGCGGAGGUCAAGAGUCUGACAUCAAUUAAAUACGAGACAUGUCCUCCGACCUUGACCUCGACCCUUGACUUGAACGCCAUGACGUUAUGACGGAUAUAAAUAUGGAUAUCAGUUCGGAGUUUCUGUG